Pisolithus orientalis is the source of this 954-nucleotide messenger RNA. RefSeq lists its product as uncharacterized. Gene Ontology annotation, molecular function: protein binding. The coding region runs from base 1 to 954 and encodes 317 amino acids. Lineage: Eukaryota; Fungi; Basidiomycota; Agaricomycetes; Boletales; Pisolithaceae. The record is from RefSeq and is a predicted model, not a curated record. The transcript is spliced from 11 exons.
AUGGACAAGUUCUUGCUGCUGGCAGUAGGUACUGAGGGAGUUAAGCUCUGGAACCUCAAAACUCAGAAGGAGCUGACUUUGGUGACCUACUUGGAGUCCCAUGGCAUUAUAAGUUGCGCUAUUUGGAUGAAAGUGAAGCAAGCACCUGCUGAAACUCUGUGCCAUGGCACUGGUAUGGGAUACCUCAUAUUCAUGAGAUCCAACACUCUUGAUAAGCACUUUCAGGAGAUUUGUGCCAGGCAGCUAGGCUCAGGACCUGAAAUUACCUGUGUUGCAUGGGAUAUAACCCAAGACAAUAUUGUUCAGUACUGUUCCAAAGUCUAUUGCCUUUGGCAAGAAUGGAAGCAUCUAUGUCUUGGCUUGUAUGAUGGAAAUGUAUCUGCUGCUGUCCAUUUGAAAAAGGGGCUAUUCAUGAUCAACAAUGCAAUGAAUGGGUUUACUAUGUAUCAUCUGGAUGGUGCACAGUCCAUCAGAACAUUCCUGACUGACCUGCCACCUAGUUUAGCCAUUCCAAAACAAGUGGGAUUUGGAGAAGAGGCCAGAGUUGUUAUUGGGGGUAGUGAUAGUGGAUGUGUAUACAUAUUUGACAGGAAAACAGUACUCUCAUACAAACCAUUGUGGUGCAAGAUAUCAGUGGAUGUUGCAUUAUUUGUAUGGGAUCACAUGUAUAACUCAUGGAAAGCUCCUGACUCCAAGCCUUGGACAAUUAUACCAAUGUUACAGGGCCUGACUGGCAUUAUCAUUGAACAGAUUGAACUGGGCAUGUGGAUGAUGGACCAUCUGUGCUGGCCAAAUCAAAUCAGUGAGGUCAAGCAAAUUAUUGGGGAUGUACAAGCCAGACACAGUGCAACUGGGACUGCCAGCAUGAGUGGGAGUGAUGGAGUCAUCACUGGGAGCCAGAGGAGGCUUGAACAUUGGAAGGAGGACUAUGCUGGAGAAUCAGUGAUCUACUAA